This is a messenger RNA of Lodderomyces jiufengensis, 1008 nucleotides long. RefSeq names its product dolichyl-diphosphooligosaccharide--protein glycotransferase. The transcript has a single exon. Gene Ontology annotation, cellular component: oligosaccharyltransferase complex. Lineage: Eukaryota; Fungi; Ascomycota; Pichiomycetes; Serinales; Debaryomycetaceae. The record is from RefSeq and is a predicted model, not a curated record. The coding region runs from base 1 to 1008 and encodes 335 amino acids.
AUGAAAAUUUCAAUUGUUAUACUAUUAACAUUUUUAUAUUCAAUUGUAACAUGUGGGCUAACAAAUGAACAAUUAUUGAAAACGGUGAAACAAUCCAAACGUAAAUUAUUACCACUAAAUGAUGAAAAUUUUGAAAAUAUCUUGAACGGUAAAAGAGAUUAUCAUAUUAUAGCAUUUUUAACAAGUGAAUCAUCACAAAUCAAUUGUGUAUUAUGUCGUGAAAUAGCACCUGAAUUUGAAAUCAUAGCAGAUUCUUGGUUUAAAGAUCAUCCAGAUGGUAUAGAGACAAAAGAAGAAGGUAAAAAAUCACAACCAAAAAACAUUUAUUUCUUUAAAUCUGAAUUUACUGAAUCUAAGAAAUUGUUCAGUAUGUUACAAUUAAAUAAUAUCCCCAAAAUUUUUUAUUUCAAUCCAACUGAUUCAAAAGCUGCUAAUAAUUUUAUUAGAGAAAAACAAGAAUAUCAAUUUUUUCAAGGUGAUCAUAAAUCAUUAAUGCUUAAUUGGAUUCAAGAUUUAACUGGACAAAAGAUCAACUUACAUAUUCCAAUAAAUCAAACUAAAUUAGUUGUUCACAUCCUAGUUGGUUUUUUUACAAUGUUUUUCAUCAAAAGAUAUAGAAAAUAUUUUUUUAUUGCAUUAAGUUCCAAAAUUACAUGGAGUAUAAUUUCAUUAAUUGUUGUAUUAUUAUUUACUACUGGAUAUAUGUUCAACAAGAUAAGAGGUAGUCCCUAUUUAAUUGAACAUCCAGAUGGCAGAACUGAAUAUUUCUUACCUGGGCAACAAUCUCAAUUAGGUAUUGAAACUCAAAUUAUGUCUUUUUUGUAUGGAAUUUUAAGUAUAUUGGUUGUUGUAUUAAUUAAAAGAGCACCUGAAAUUAAAAAUCAAUCUGUUAAUUUGGUGGCGGUUGUUGUUGUUAGUAGUUUGAUUUUUAUUUUAUUUAGUUUAUUAUUAUCGAUUUUUGGAUUGAAAGGUAUUGGGUUCCCAUAUAGAUUUAUAUCAUUUUUUUAG